This is a messenger RNA of Microthlaspi erraticum, 534 nucleotides long. The record is from the annotation of a GenBank genome assembly. Lineage: Eukaryota; Viridiplantae; Streptophyta; Magnoliopsida; Brassicales; Brassicaceae.
AUGUCAAUUAUCCGGAUAAACACAGCGCUCCUGGGUUCCUCCGAGUCCACUACGCGGCUUAGGGCUUCUCUCCCUCAUUCCUCUUCUCUCCCUCUUUCCGAGCGUUUUUCUUCUACUUGGCGUCUCUACUCCCUCCAACCAUCACAACUGCUCAGGCUGCGACGAUUUCAGACAUAUACCCCGUCGUUUACACAGAUAAGUUUAACCGUCUCCAUCUUCCUCGCUUACUACAUUUGCAUAUCUCAAUUGCCGCCUAAACCCGCCUUCUUUCUCAGGCUAUCAAUCGGUUUCUCAAAAUUUAUAUUCACUCCAACUCAAGUUUUCCAAUGCAGCUUUUUGAAGAAUAGUCACUUUCCUUACUCUCCGCCUGAUUCUAAUUAUUGUGCACUCGCCCUUCCAAAAUGUAAAAUCUGCCCAGUACAGGACAUCUCGGAUAAACUUGGACAACGUGUUACACCGGUACUGCGCCUGGAUACAAAUAUGCAAAUCAGCACUGAGAAUUAUAAUACUCUGCACAGUGACAGCUCCAGUUAG